GCGAAGGCUCGCGACUACGACUAUGCCAAUGUUGGUAAAGCCGGAAGGUCGGUAUAUUUGGAGGCGAUUCUCCAUCCUUACUGUCCCAUGCCUUCAUCCCCUUCGAUCCUUCAAACCUCGUCCAUCCAUGACACAGAAGGCUGAUGCAGGGGACGGGUACAGGCGCACUGGAAUAACGCUCAAGGAAGGGAGGCGUGAUGAACAUGGAAUGGAGGAAGUGGAUGGAAUAUUUUCCUCCCCCGAGAACUCCCCCGUCAAAGAGAUUGGGUUCAAUAACGGGAAUGAGACCUCGAUCGGCUCGGACGGUAUGUCCAUGGACGAGGGUAAUGGACCCGGUCCCGCCGACUUUCUCAAGGGCAGACGUGCAUCUUAUUUCCCGCCCCCCGUUGCGCGCUCUCCCAGGAAGACUGGGCUGACUGGUUCCCCGCGGAGGACUCCUGGCCUACGGUCUUCUCAAAGUCCGCAACGCGAACGCCUUUCUUCGAGUCCUUCUGAUGGAAAAGGACUGGGAAGUACGAGGGGGGAAUCGCGGCGAGGCAUAUCUCCGCUUACUAGUCGCUCCAUUAAUGCUGCACCAUCUUUCAACCAUGUAAAUGGUGCGCGCAACACCAAAGGAAAUGAUAAAACACCGGCCGAAGCCAUGAAUGCCGGAUUUUUGGACAGCGAUGCCAGCAGUCAGCUAAGCACAGAUGAGAAUGGUCAUUCUUUGAGCCAUAUACGUGACGACUUUGUUGACAGCUUCAACGCCGGUGACGAUACCCUUAUGGGCGAUCCUGCCGAUGAUCCCGUCGAUCAUGGCGCAGAAAUGGACGCUGCAACAGCCGUUGCUUCUGAGUCGCGCAAAAAGAAAAGGCAGGCCAGAUCCAUCCCCAAAGCCAAGAGAGGUGCAAGUAGCUCAAGGAAUAGAAUUCAAAACACCACCCAGGAUAAUGAGACGGAAGAAGAACCGACACAAAAGCGCAAGUUUCCCGGUCGGCCUCCAAGAGCCCAGCACAAGCCCGACGACGAAACCGGGGACCAAAGGCCGACAAAGAAAGCUCGAGUGUCUGAUACAAGUCAUGGAAAUCCAAGCUCAUCAGGCGACGCCGAAUUGGAUAUGGUUGUGAAGGAUUAUGUCAACCGCACCGGACCAUUAAAGGGCCGAAGCCUCUAUAUCUUGAAGCGCGAGGCGCCCUCGGAUGUCGCUGCCACCCACACGCGAUCAGGGCGUGUUUCAGUUCGACCGCUCGCGUAUUGGCGAAACGAACGCUGUGUCUAUGGGGAUGGUGAGGCUGUCGAGGGCCAGCGGUAUCCUCUUUCGACCAUUAAGGAAAUUAUCCGCACGGAAGAGCUUGAGCCGGAGAAACCGAAGGCCAAUAAACGCCGGCCUAGCAAAUCUUCCAAAUUUAAGAAAAAUAAGGGGGAAGACACCGAUGAUGAUGAGGAAUACAUUGAUCCUUGGGAGAAAGAAAGCGGGGUUCUGCAUGGUUAUAUCAGGAAGUGGGAUCCCGAGAUCCAGGCAGUGGGCGAGGAUGAAGAGAUUGUCGACCUCGCGUAUGCACCCUCUGGUAUCGAGACGAGGAGUGUCAAAGAUUCCUCAUGGCGGUUUGCUAAACUUCUCAGCUCCCCCUUCUUGGGCUCUGGGAUCGUUGAAUUACCGCCUGGCGGGGUCAAGAAGCCCAAGAAUUCCAAGAAGAUGCACAUGGUAUUCUAUAUAUGUAAUGGCAGGGUUCAAGUAGAUGUAUCUGGUGUGCGAUUUAGCGCCGGAAAAGGAUGCGUGUUCCAGGUUCCGAGAGGCAAUUAUUACAGCUUCGCCAACACGCAUAACAAAGAUGCCCGACUCUUUUUCACACAAGGUUGCGUUCCGGUGGAAAAUGACGGUUCGGCUCCGGGAUCGGCGACCAAACCCGGGGCCAUGGACGGUGAUUCUAGCACGCCAACGGGACGUCCGACUGGUGCUGUUAAAGGCAGACCCAGGGGCAAGCAGAAAACAGGGGGCGGGCGUAAAGCGAUGUAACUGGCUUCGGAGCCAGUUUCCACCUCCAUCUGCUUUAUUUUCACCCUCCCUUCUUUUUUUUACUUUUUCGAAACAUCAUUCACCACCUAUAUCCUGCCCGCCUGAGGGCUUUGAACUCCAGAUUAGCGACCUAGUAAUGUGAAAUUGCUGGGACGGAGGUGUGCUUACGUCUUCAUGUCUCCGUCCCUCUUAUCAUUUUCUAGGAUUGUGUUUUUAAAUACGCCAGGGUUUGGGCUGUACUAAAGUUAUCGGAGUACCUUGAGUGGGACUGGAGUAUAUUGCAGGAGCUUGUUUUUUGCCAUCUUAAUUCCAUUCUUCG
Messenger RNA from Aspergillus heteromorphus CBS 117.55, 2315 nucleotides. RefSeq names its product Cupin domain protein. Bases 128 to 1996 code for a protein of 622 amino acids. NCBI's taxonomy places the organism in Eukaryota, Fungi, Ascomycota, Eurotiomycetes, Eurotiales, Aspergillaceae. The record is from RefSeq and is a predicted model, not a curated record. Gene Ontology annotation, biological process: spindle attachment to meiosis I kinetochore; attachment of mitotic spindle microtubules to kinetochore; kinetochore assembly. Gene Ontology annotation, molecular function: centromeric DNA binding. Gene Ontology annotation, cellular component: kinetochore. The transcript has 4 exons.